UUCCAUCAAGAUUUUCAUCGAAAUUUCAGGCCGCAAUUUGGUAAACCACUAGCGCAACAUCAAUUAAUACAGUUGAAAUUAGCAGAUAUGUUGACUGAGAUUUCACUUGGCCUACAAGCCUGUUUACGUGUGACACGUCUGAAGGAUGAGAACAAAUGUUCACCGCAACAGAUCUCAAUGAUCAAACGUAACUCGUGCGGUAAAUCACUGGAAAUCGCACGUAAGGCCAGAGACAUGCUCGGUGGCAAUGGUAUUGUGGAGGAUUAUCAUGUUAUGCGGCACAUGUGCAAUCUCGAAACUGUUAACACUUACGAAGGUGAUCUUUCAGCUUUUUAUUCGAUUUAUCCGUUCAGUCUAUUCAUUUAUUUGAUUGAUUUGAUUUCAUAA
This is a messenger RNA of Anisakis simplex (herring worm), 387 nucleotides long. Lineage: Eukaryota; Metazoa; Nematoda; Chromadorea; Rhabditida; Anisakidae. The record is from the annotation of a GenBank genome assembly.